Lolium perenne is the source of this 2230-nucleotide messenger RNA. RefSeq lists its product as uncharacterized. Gene Ontology annotation, molecular function: protein binding. The record is from RefSeq and is a predicted model, not a curated record. Lineage: Eukaryota; Viridiplantae; Streptophyta; Magnoliopsida; Poales; Poaceae.
UCUUCUCUCUGUCAUUCGUCUCGUCUCGUCUUCUCUUCCCCUCCAAUCCCCCCCGUCGCCUCCCGCACCCCGCGUCCGUCAACCAAACCCUAACUCCAAAUCCCUCCCCGCCUCUCGAUCUCGCCGCCGCCGCCGCCGCAGCCAAAACCCUAACGCCCCUCUCCUCCGGUAAGCAACAGUUCGACCAUUUGUUGGAAAUGCCGUCUGCAUCCAAGACCAAGGCAAAGGAUAGGGCAGCUGCUUUUAAAGCAGCAAAAGAGCAACCUAAGGUUCCUGUGAAGCCAGUGGUGAACGGUACAGCUGCAAGUACUUACAACAACCUCUCUGGAAAAUUUCAUCUUCUGGAGCCGUCAUCCUCUUUACCGGGUAGUCAGGGUAACGACAAAUUGAGGAAUAUGGAUGAAAUAGAUGAACAUUCUCGUAGCUCCCAUGGUACAGGGGACUUUGAUUGUGCCUCAAACAAUGGUAGCUGUUCGGGUGAGUCAGAAGAUACAAAGGAAAAAUCAACCGGCACUGCGUCUCGAGUGGACUCUAUUCCUGGAUGUGAUCUUGAUAAACGCGAAAAGAUCAGACAAAAGAAUGAGAAGAAGCAUCAAAGGCAGAAGGAGAGGCGUGCCCAGGAAUUACAUGAGCGUUGCAAAGGAUACCUAAUGUCCAGAAAACUGGAGACACUUGCUCAGAAACUUGUUGCAAUGGGUUUCUCAUCAGAUCAAGCUACGAUGGCCCUUAUACAUAAUGAAGGCUGUCUUGAGGAGUCUGUUGCCUGGCUCUGUAAUUUUGAUGGCAGCGAGGAAACGAAGCAGCAGGUUGCAGAUCAUCAGUCUGCAGCUAAUUUGAAAAUAGAUAUAAGUGACGAGAUUGCGAAGAUUGUGAUCCUGGAGGCAAAAUUUAAGUGUACAAAGCAAGAGGUUGAAAGGGCUGUUGUUACUUCUGAGGGUGAUCUAGAAAAGGCUGAGGAGGCCUUGAAGACACAGAAGCAAGAAUCAGCAACAACUGCUUCUAAGCCUGAAGGGCCAGGUGAUUCAAGUGGCUUGGUUAUCAAGCAGCAGGUCAUGCUUGCACAGAACCUACCAAGGCCUCAAACAAAUGGAUUUUCCUCAGUAGGGACUCAGCAAAUGAGGAGAGACGACAAGGACCUAAACUACAAGCUUCUGUUAAAUGGUAAUGGUCCAAAGGAACCUGCAGUUAAAGGUUUUCAACCAUUGGCUACACCAAUUAAGCCAGACAUGGCCCGUCAACAAUUUUUUCAACCCGAGAAGAGGCGGCUUAAUGCCAAUCCGGUUCCAUCUGUUCCUUAUGUGACAUCAUCUCCUUCGCCCGUUGCAGUGCCUCAGAUGAAGGCAGAAACACGGCAUUUGGCAGCAGGCAGUGAGAUGAAGAGUGCAAUGCACAACGGAGGCUUGCGAGAGUCGGUAGUUGUAAUGCAGCGUCCUCAAUCUGCAUCUGCCAAGCAAAGCCUACCCUCCACAAGUCAUAGUAUGUUUGCAUCAGAGCCACCGUCAAGGGAAUGGUACUUGAAUGGCCCAUCAAGUGUUGAUAUGAUGUUGAAUGGUGGUUUAGGGCAUAGCCUAAGGAAUAUGAGUUUGGACAACGUUAAUUCUGCCAAGCAGUUCAUGCAUACAAACCACCAACAAAGUUUUGUUCCCAAUCCUGUAGAGCUGGCUGCUAAUGGUUGGGGUGGUACAUGGGGUUCUGGAGGUACAUCAUCUUCCCAGGCUGGGGCGCCGCCACAUGGUAUGUCGUUUAGAGGAGGUUGGAGCUCAUCCGAGUCCUCUUCAACUUUAUCUCAUGCUGAUUGGAGGACGAAUGCGCCAGCACCUUGUGACUACACCUCAAUAGAUUGGAGCCUCGACACAACUUUGAUAAACCCUGCAGCAAAGAGCGAAUGGCUAUCAGACACAUGGUCAACCAUGUUCAUGGGUGGCAGAUCCACAAGGCCUUCCGGAAACCUUGGUGUCGCAGGCGUUAAUGGGUUGCAUGAGAGCAAUCUUCCAAUGGAUCCUGCUCCAUCACCCCGUCCUUAUGAGUGGCCUUCUUUCUGCAGGGGAGGAUCUUCCUAGUUCCCCUACCCUGUAGGUAAGAAGCCAUUGAAUAAGAAAAGUAAAAGAUGUCAUUUGUUUCUCUUGUUUUUUGUCUCGUUGCAGUUGGUCAAAAAGUUUUACUUCUUGUGUAUUGAACUGUGCUUGUGUAUCUUUGACUGUUGGCCGAGAUAAGUCUUCAUUCUAUGAAA